Microtus ochrogaster (prairie vole) is the source of this 2844-nucleotide messenger RNA. RefSeq names its product ATP-dependent RNA helicase DDX51-like (gene Ddx51). Lineage: Eukaryota; Metazoa; Chordata; Mammalia; Rodentia; Cricetidae. Gene Ontology annotation, molecular function: nucleic acid binding; ATP binding. The record is from RefSeq and is a predicted model, not a curated record.
AGAGCGACAGCGUGCUGCGACUAUGGCACUAUUCCACGUAGCGCGGUACGCAGGCCCGGAGGCUUCCGGAUGGGGGGAUGCAGAGGUAGAGGCGGGUAGCCGGUCACGAGUGCUGCUCUAGCGGCUGCAGAACCGAGCCGGUGAGCGGCAGCAGCAGAAACCGAAGCCUGAACCCGCCGGGGAGGCCGCGGAAGCGGCAGGUAGGCGGCGUCGACGGCCCCGGCGGCGGCGUGGCUGCUCUGUGGCUCAGAGCCCGGAGGCCCCUAGGGCGAAGCGGCAGAAAGCGGACUACAGUGUGCAUGCAGGGAGAGGCGAAGAGUCGCCUGGAGAGCUCAACACCGACUUAGAGGACUCAGGUGAGAAGCCCCCAGAGGAGGCCCCGAGACCCCCUGCUCCAGGGCGUGUGCUGGGGGACUUUGCAAGAAGGAAGACACUGAAGGUCCAGCCUUUCCUGCCAGCAUGGCUGGCAAAGCCAAACUGUGUCAAGAAGAGCGUCACUGAGGAUCUUACUCCUAUCGAAGACAUCCAUGAGGUUCACCCUGACUUGCAGAAGCAGCUGAGGGCUAAUGGCAUCUCUUCCUACUUUCCAGUCCAGGCAGCUGUGAUUCCUGCCCUCUUGGAGAGUGCAGAUAGUGGGUUUCUAGUAGGCAGAGGUGGAUACCAACCUAGUGACCUCUGUGUGUCUGCCCCAAUGGGCAGUGGGAAAACACUGGCAUUUGUUGUCCCUGUGGUACAAGCCCUGCUGCAUCGAGUGGUCUGCCACAUCCAUGCACUGGUUGUGCUUCCUACUAAGGAGCUGGCCCAACAGGUGAGCAAAGUAUUCAACAUCUACACGGAUACCACACCUCUGCGGGUUGCUUUGGUGACUGGACAGAAGUCACUGGCCAAGGAGCAGGAGAGCCUUGUCCAGAAGACGGUAGAUGGUUACCGAUGCCUGGCUGAUAUUGUGGUGGCCACACCUGGCCGCCUGGUGGACCACAUUGACCAGACCCCAGGAUUCAGCCUCCAGCAGCUCCGCUUCCUGAUCAUUGAUGAGGCUGACCGGAUGGUAGACAGCAUGCACCAGUCCUGGCUGCCCAGAGUGGUGGCAGCAGCCUUCUACAGUGCAGGCCCCUCAGGCUCCUGUGCCCUACUCCAGAGGACACAGCCCCAGGCUGUGACUGCUGCCAGCACUUGCUCUCCCCAGAUGCCUCUACAGAAGUUACUGUUCUCAGCCACACUGACCCAGAACCCUGAGAAACUGCAGCGGCUUGGCCUCUACCAGCCAAGGCUUUUUUCCACGAAGCUGGGACACAGUUGCCCUAAAGACACAGUUGAGAUGGAUGGAAAUUUUGGGGGGAAGUACACCUUCCCUGUGGGGCUCACGCACCACUAUGUACCCUGUAAACUCAGCUCGAAGCCACUUAUUGUCUUACACCUGGUCCUUGGGGUGAACUUCUCAAGGGCCCUUUGCUUCACUAACUCUCGAGAGAAUUCCCACAGGCUCUUCCUGUUAACACAAGCUUUUGGGGGUGUGAGUGUGGCUGAAUUCUCCUCCCGCUAUGGACCUGGCCAAAGGAAAAAAAUCUUGAAGCAGUUUGAACAGGGAAAGAUCCAGCUCCUAAUCAGUACAGAUGCUACUGCUCGAGGCAUCGACGUGCAGGGUGUGGAGCUGGUGAUCAACUAUGAUGCCCCCCAGUACCUACGAACUUAUGUGCAUAGGGUUGGGAGAACAGCCUGAGCUGGAAAAACAGGCCAGGCCUUCACACUUCUCCUGAAAGUGCAGGUAAGACCAUGAAAGGAAGUUCCUCCAGAAGCUGGGGUGCCUGAGGUGGCACACCAUGAGAUUCCCAGGGAGCUCCUGCAGCCCCUGGUCCCUCAUUACGAGAUGGCCUUGUCUCAGCUGGAGAAGAUUGUCAAGGAAGAACAAAAGCUGAAGAUGGCCUAGAUGGGAGCAAAAGCCCAGGGGGAACAUCCUGCUGAAAUGAAUGUUGUGUUUAAGCAAAAGAUACGGUUCCUUGGGGUUCCACUAGAAACAACCCUUCUCUGCAAGCACCAUGGUCAUCUUGGACUAGGCAGCCUAGAUGUUGGCUUGGUCCUGAAAAGUAAUGGCCCUUGGUUUGUACUGCUGGGGUCCAACUGUCUUUGGAAGUAAGCUUAGGUAAAGCUGAAGGGUGCCUUCAGGAAUGUGAUGAAAAACUAUGGUCAGCCUUAUGGUGACAGCAGAUUAAAGUGUGCCUAGCAUUAGCAUUUCAUGUCUACAGAGAGACUGUGGUGAGCCUGUCCCAGACAAGUCACUGAAGUCCAGGAAUAGGUUGGUUUAAGAUGUUUCCAUGGCUACUAGCCUUCAAGAUGGUACCCACAUAAGCAUGAAGUAAAUUACAGAAGAGUGCUUGCCUGAACAUAGUCAAAGAGACUGUGCUUUUUGUAAAAAAUUAAAUAAAUAAAAAGAAAGAAAAAUCUAUAGUAUUAAGAUAAACUGUUUUCAUUUAUAUUAAAAAAAUGGAUAACUUGAACUCAUGCCAAUUUCCUGAUAGCUUCAACACACUAAUACCCCUCUAAUUCAGGACACCUAGGCUAGCUCAAGAAAGCAACACAGGCCACUGGCACCAUCCUCAGGCCCUUGCUGACUCUAGGAUUUUGUUCAUGAGAUUAAUUUAGAAUCUGCUAGCAGCUAGUCUGAGAGUCAGACUUCCAUUUUAUUGUUGACAUUACUAAUGCUUUGAACAUCUUAUACAAUGAAAUGAAAUCUCCACUCAUCUCCGCACCCACCUAAGUCCAAAGUUUUUUGUUGUUCUUUUUAAACCUACUGAAUUGAUUUUGUUGUUUACUCAAAAGUGCCUACAAGGGCUCACAGGACAAAGA